UCCUUUGGACGAGCAAGUUUUGUACAAUUAUAUUUAUGUUAAAUUAAGCUUAUAAUUUAUUAGUUGAGAAUUGAGUAUGAGCAUUCCAUGUAGUUUAUAAGAGAGCAGUUAACGCAACAUUAGCACGUUAAAAGAUGAACUGAUUGUGGACAACAUGGGAAGAGAAUAUAGUGGAACAAACUGUGAGUUGCCUAGGUAGUGGAAACAGUGGAUUUGUUAAGUUCUUUGUAAAUAAGAAGUUAGAAAACAAAUCUUGGGACAAUCCAGUGAUUGAAAUUGCAGAACUUGGCGGAAAUCAUCGAGAAGUAUUCAACAAUAUUGGUACAAUAUUUUAAAUAAUUAGUCGUUGAGCUAUAUUGCCCUGCAAUGUUUCAUUCCAUUGUUUCGCUUUAGUAUCACAAUAAACAAGAACCACUGUACUUCUGUUUAUCCAUGUGAAAAUUAAACUUGUUAUUUAACCAAAAUUGUGUGGCAUCAAAAAUGCAGAACUGCCAAAAAUUAUUCCGUGUUGUGCCUCUAAUUGGCAAUAACAGCCGCUGCAUUAGUACAACAACUCCUUUGGAUGGAAAAAGAAAUUUCCGCAAAUUCAUGGUACCCAACAAAAGAGGUACACGCAUUGUUAAGGAAACACAAAAAACAUUAGCAAAUCCUCCGGUGCCAAUAGAUAAGCGUGGUGUACGUGAUACCGGUAUAAAUAUUGAUGGGAAAUAUGUGGAGAUACCCGAAAGAAUACCAGAACUAAUAGUGCCGGACCUGACUGAUUGUAAACUAAAACCUUAUGUGUCAUACAAAUCACCAGAUGUAGUGCAAUCGGAAUUUACUAGUUUGGAUUUGUUCAAUGCGAUUUACUCCAAGAAAAUUAUUGAAGAUUUCAAGGAAGGAAAACUAAAUAAGGAUGGCAGUCCCGUGAAUCCCUCCAAUGAUGAACUGUUAACGGCAGAUGAAGCAUUGAUACGUGCACGUAAAACUGGUUCAGAUAUAUUCUAAUAAUUAUUUCAAUUUGUUUUAUUAUUUAAUGCAAUUAAGAAAUGUUUUCAAUGAUAAGAUAUGUUACAACUAUUCCUGAUAAUAUCUUUGCCGGUAAUUGAAUAGUUUGCGUAACCAUUUUUCUGCCUUCAGUUCAGCGUCGCCAAUGAACUGUAAUAUAUUAAAAGAAUUGCAAUAAAAGUUGUUUCUAAAAAUUUA
Ceratitis capitata (Mediterranean fruit fly) is the source of this 1185-nucleotide messenger RNA. RefSeq names its product 39S ribosomal protein L41, mitochondrial (gene mRpL41). The record is from RefSeq and is a predicted model, not a curated record. Lineage: Eukaryota; Metazoa; Arthropoda; Insecta; Diptera; Tephritidae. Gene Ontology annotation, biological process: translation. Bases 481 to 987 code for a protein of 168 amino acids. The transcript has a single exon. Gene Ontology annotation, cellular component: mitochondrial large ribosomal subunit. Gene Ontology annotation, molecular function: structural constituent of ribosome.